Molecule: messenger RNA, 1916 nt
Organism: Oreochromis aureus
Lineage: Eukaryota; Metazoa; Chordata; Actinopteri; Cichliformes; Cichlidae
Gene: barhl1a
Product: BarH-like homeobox 1a
Exons: 3
Coding region: 828-1517 (229 amino acids)
Biological process (GO): regulation of transcription by RNA polymerase II; cell differentiation
Cellular component (GO): nucleus
Molecular function (GO): DNA-binding transcription factor activity, RNA polymerase II-specific; RNA polymerase II cis-regulatory region sequence-specific DNA binding
Source: RefSeq, a predicted model, not a curated record
UGAAUAAUGUCAUUGUAAAGCGCUUUGGGUGCCUUGAAAAGCGCUAUAUAAAUCCAAUGCAUUAUUAUCAUUUCAUUUAAAAUCCACUGUGCUGAUGAACAGAACCAACAUCAGAAAAAGUUGUGUGUCCACAUAUUUAUGGCGCUGACUGUCAGUGUGGUUCUGCUGUUGGAGGGUCGGGUGGGUUCUUCAGGUGGGUUCUUCGAGUGGGUUCCUCUGCUGACUGCCUUGUGUUUGGGUGGAGAGCUGAAGACGCCUCGUGGACGACGAGCAAAAUAUCUUGACGGACGUCUGGUUCCACACGCUGCCCUGACCUCAGAGCUGCUGAUGGUUCAUGGACUGAACACAGGGACGGCGCGCUCCAGGUUAAAUCUGGUCUGACGCUCACGGACUUUUAAACGACGCCACCUUCACACCGUUACAGAGACACAACUUCCUGUUUUCUUUUACAGACGUCUGAAUGUGUCCAAUCAGGGACGAGCUCACAUCUGACGAAGAGGGAAAGUUUAGCACCAAGCUGCUGUUUAGAGGAGGACAGAAGGGGGAGGAGGACAAGAGGAGGUGGAGGAGGAGGAGGAGGAGGACAGAAGGGGGAGGAGGACAGGAGGAGGUGGAGGAGUAAGAGUGUAACUCUGUCUUGGCGCUGAGAUCAGCUGCUGAUCAGUUUCCCUCGGAUCAAUACUCUGAUUACUCUGACAACUUUAUUUUAAACCUGUUUUUUUUUUUUUUUUUUUUUACAUAAAAAUGACGUCAGAGUCAAACUAACGCGUUUCCGGCUGCUGUGGCUCCACACCUGCCUGGUCAGACACACCUGAGUCCGGGCGGAGAUGGAGGUGUCCGCCUCCGGCUGCUCCGGGUUCCGGAUCGACUCUCUGCUCUCGCUCGGGGCGCUCCUGCCCCGGGCAGACCCUCCGGAGCUCAGCCCGGGGAACAGCAGCGGCUGCUCGGCGCCUUCAUCCCCGUGGAGGGAGCCUGCUCCCCGGCUGGAGCCUCCGCUGCUGCCCGCUCCGCUUCAGCUGCGCUCCGCCUGCUCCUCCUUCCUAAUCCGGGACAUCUUAGCAGACUCUCACCCGGGACAGGUCUACUCUGAACCGGGACAGCCCGGACUGGAAGCCGAGCCAUUCCGGUCCGGACAGGAUGAAGAUUUCCAGGAUAAAAGUCUCAGCAGCUCAUCUUCAGACAGCGAAACAGUGCAGAGCGGUGGCUCCGACUCGGUGACGUCAUGCCUCAAGAAACCUCGUAAGGCACGGACGGCGUUCAGCGACCAGCAGCUGGCGAGGCUCGAGAGAAGCUUCCAGAAACAGAAAUAUCUGAGCGUCCAGGAGCGGAUGGAGCUGGCGGCUUCGCUGCAGCUCAGCGACACGCAGGUCAAGACCUGGUACCAGAACCGCAGGACCAAGUGGAAGCGUCAGUCUGCCGCCGGCUUGGAGCUGCUGGCCGAGGCCAGCAGGAUGUUCCUGCCCACACACUACCUGUACCCUCCUGCCCCGCCCACAAUGAACCUAUACCUGUAUUGAAGCCACGCCCACCAACACCACCCAGCACUGCUUCUGCUACCCCACAUCCUCAUCCACACUCAGCCCCUUCCCCGCUGACUAGGACUGGUUCCCUCAGGAACGGACUGCUGUGGCGGUGCCGGGGCUCAGGAGGUGGGGCUCAGGCAAAACGUCAGAAAACACAACAGUGACGUUCACGUCUGGACAAACCAGCGAGUCCAGGCAGGAGUGUAGAGCCGUAGUCGAGCCACAAACUUCUCUGUGCGUUUCUGUAGCUCUGACUUCGUUUUUUACAUUUUCAAUAAAGAAAAUAAAGAUUCUUAUUGUUGUUUUCCUUUGAUUCAAAGUGAAAGCGAUGGCUCGGAUUGGUUCCCAGGCUUGGUUUAGAGCAACUCUGUCUGAUGAGCAGGCGGCACUCUG